AUGCAUAACAAAAUAGAAGAAUUAAAUUUUAUGGUAGCUGGCUUAGUGGGUCAAGAAAUCGAACAUACUUUUCAAAAAGGUGACAAAAAACUAGGUCAAAAAUCUUUUGCUUUAGAUGGGGCAGAAGUAACGGCUAAGACCGGAGAAAAAAUAAAAGUUAAUGAUGUUGAACUUUUAAUCGCCCAAAGAAAAGCCCUAGCAAGUGAUUUAGUAACCAAAAAAAAAGACUUAGCGAGUAAAGAGGGCUAUACCGAAACUUACGCUAAUUUAGCCCUGCAACAUGAUCAAUUAGAAGCAAUUAGUGAUUAUAAUGCUCAAAAGUUUACUCCCACUUCUCCCAGCGGAGCAACUCCGCAAGAUUAUAAAACUAACCUUUAUGAAGUAAAUCUUUAUACUGGUGGUGGUCAUAAGCAAAAGUCAAUCAAAAUAACUGAACAAGAACUAAUUAAGCUGAUUACACGAACCUUAGCGGAAAUAAAAAAGAUUGACAAAGAUGAAUUUGCCAACCUAACUAAUACUCCGCCCACUGGCCUGCCUGCUUUGACUUUUACCGCGACUAGUGCUAAUGCCGGGGCAAUCCAAGGUCAAUUAAAAAUCCUGCAAGACCACGCCCAAAACUUGGUAGAAUUUACUGAUGCCGAAACAGGUCGCAAGGAAUACAGUUUUGGUCAUGGUUUUGUCAAAGAAGAUGAAACGGGAAUGAUCGAUACUCUUUUUAAUAAAACCAAACAUGAUGAUGUCAAAGCAAAAGUUUUGAAGGAAAUUCCCGAGCAAACCGAAUUAGUCUUUAUCCCGGCUCAAGAUGAACCUUAUACGGCAGGCCGCAAAGAAAAAAUAAUUAGCAGUUUUGACACUGAUAUUUACACUACCUUUUAUAAUGAUUAUCGCCAAGUAAUUGAAGAAAACAAUUUUGGUAGUUUUGCUAAUGGCGGUCACAACUAUACUUUAUUAGACUUCCCGAAAUACUUUCACAAACAACAAGCUUUACUAUAUAAGUUAAAAGCAUUGAUGAAAAGUGAACUAAAAAGAGUCGGUACUGGUGGUGAUGAAUUAAGACAAGCCGAAGAAGAAGUUGCGGCUACUAAAAAAGCACUCCAAGCUAAAGAAACCGAAAUCGACACUAAGAUUACUGCUCGAAUAAAUGAACUAAGAGCCGAAUUAAAAGAUAAAUGA
This is a messenger RNA of Entrophospora sp. SA101, 1173 nucleotides long. NCBI's taxonomy places the organism in Eukaryota, Fungi, Glomeromycota, Glomeromycetes, Entrophosporales, Entrophosporaceae. The record is from the annotation of a GenBank genome assembly.